Pollicipes pollicipes is the source of this 411-nucleotide messenger RNA. RefSeq names its product PI-stichotoxin-Hcr2e. The transcript has a single exon. NCBI's taxonomy places the organism in Eukaryota, Metazoa, Arthropoda, Thecostraca, Pollicipedomorpha, Pollicipedidae. The record is from RefSeq and is a predicted model, not a curated record. Bases 1 to 411 code for a protein of 136 amino acids. Gene Ontology annotation, molecular function: serine-type endopeptidase inhibitor activity.
AUGCGGGCGUGCGCUGUGCUGCUCUGCGGCCUGUCCGUGGUGGUGGGCGGUUACUGGGGCGACCCGUGUCGGGAGCCACUGAAGGUGGGGCCGUGCGAGGCUCUGGUGAAUCGCUAUUACUUCUCUGCCGCGGCGGGCACGUGCCUGCCAUUCUUCUGGGGCGGCUGCCAGGCGAACGGCAACAAUUUCGAAACGAUAUCACAAUGCAGUGCUCAGUGCUGUGGUGGCGGCUGUGGGAGGCCGAGCUUCUGCUCGCUGCCGGCAGACGCUGGUCCCUGCGAGGCCCUCAUCCCCAGCUACUACUUCGACGGGAAAAGCUGCCGCAAGUUCGAUUACGGUGGCUGCGAGGGUAACAACAACCGCUUCGAUAACAUAGAGCAGUGCAAGAAAGUUUGCAAGUCUCAUCGCUGA